AUGUCUUCUCCCACUCAAAAGCCCCGCCCAACCCUCAUCAAACCUCCACCUCCUCUCCCCGACGCCUCUCCCAUAGAAACCCUCCUCCAACUGCAUGCAUUAACCGACAUCUCUCCCACCGUCUACACAAACGCCUACCCCCUCUGGCAUCCCCCAGGAGCACGCGGAAUCUUCGGCGGCGCCGCAAUAGCACAGUCCCUUUCUGCGGCACAAGCUACCAUUCCUCCCCACUUCAUCGUGCACUCUAUGCACUGCUAUUUCGUGUUAGCCGGCGACUCGGAGAUACCGGUGAUAUAUGAGGUAGAGCGGGUGCGGGACGGCAAGAGUUUUGUCACCAGGACGGUGCAGGCGAGGCAACGCGGGAGGUGCAUCUUCACCACAACGAUCAGCUUUAUGAGGGAGGGGAGCGGUGGUGAGCUCAAGCUGGAGCAUCAGAGUGGGAUGCCGACGGACGUGGAGAUGCCGCCAGAGGGCAGGGGCAACGCGAGACAGGGGACGGGCAAUGCAUCCAUAGGCGGGGACGACGGGUCGACGCCCUUCGAGAGCGUGAGGUGUAGAGUCUCGAGGGCGAGGGAUGGGAGGCCGGAAGAGAAGAGGACGAGGCAGUGGAUCAGAGCGAGGGGGAGGAUAAGCGAUGGACCUGUAGGAAUUGAAGCUGGAGGCGACACUCUAGAUCAGGGCCAGGGAGUGGUACGGGCGUCAAAAGGAGAUAACCACCAAGCCCACCUCUCUGCGCUAGCAUACAUGUCCGACUCCUACUUUAUCGGCACCAUCGCCCGAGUGCACAACCUCAUUCGAUCCUCCACCCUCAAGAAUUUCCACGGCUCAGACAAGGAAAGAGAGGAGCUGCAGGCCCAUAUGGAGAAGAUUGCAAGCGAAGAUGACGACGAGAAUGCCGCAUUUGACGCCAAUCGGGAUAGAGAGGGAACCUCGCAGAAGCAGAUCGGUAUGAUGGUCUCGUUGGAUCAUUCCAUCUACUUCCAUAAUCCGAGGAAGUUUCGCGCCGAUGAGUGGAUGUUCAGCGAGAUGAAUAGUCCUUGGGCAGGCGAAGGGAGGGGGUUGGUGCUGCAGAGGAUAUGGAGUAAGGAUGGGUUCUUGAUCGCGACGUGUACCCAGGAAGGGUUGGCCAGGUUGAAGCAGGAGAAGGAGAGUAAGUUGUGA
Endocarpon pusillum Z07020 is the source of this 1161-nucleotide messenger RNA. RefSeq lists its product as uncharacterized. The coding region runs from base 1 to 1161 and encodes 386 amino acids. The record is from RefSeq and is a predicted model, not a curated record. The transcript has a single exon. NCBI's taxonomy places the organism in Eukaryota, Fungi, Ascomycota, Eurotiomycetes, Verrucariales, Verrucariaceae. Gene Ontology annotation, molecular function: fatty acyl-CoA hydrolase activity. Gene Ontology annotation, biological process: fatty acid catabolic process; acyl-CoA metabolic process. Gene Ontology annotation, cellular component: peroxisomal matrix.